Pseudoliparis swirei is the source of this 1697-nucleotide messenger RNA. Its product is annotated as homeobox protein MSH-C-like. Bases 1 to 816 code for a protein of 271 amino acids. Gene Ontology annotation, cellular component: nucleus. NCBI's taxonomy places the organism in Eukaryota, Metazoa, Chordata, Actinopteri, Perciformes, Liparidae. The record is from RefSeq and is a predicted model, not a curated record. The transcript is spliced from 2 exons. Gene Ontology annotation, biological process: embryonic morphogenesis; regulation of transcription by RNA polymerase II. Gene Ontology annotation, molecular function: RNA polymerase II transcription regulatory region sequence-specific DNA binding; DNA-binding transcription factor activity, RNA polymerase II-specific.
AUGAAUCCCGUGCAGGGGUCGCCGUCCCAGGACGCCAAACAGCUUCAUCAGAAAGAAGAAAUGGAUACCGAGGGCGAGGAUCUGCAGCCGAAAGACAUGACCACGGAGAAAGGAUACAAAAUGCAGCGGAUCAGCCUCCCGUUUAGCGUCGAGUCGCUGAUUUCCAAGAAGACCACCACUUGUCGGACUUCUUAUUCCGUCGCAGAUCUCGCGGCGGCGCCGCCGAAACCUGCGGCGGGGCAGCAAGGCGUGCCGUUCUCUCCAAGGACUCUUUACGCAGAGAGCAAGGUUUCCGCGGAGAGCUCGCAGGGUGUUUCCAGUAGUUCCAGCGAGGACAGCCCGCAGUUUAGUGAGAAAGAUCAGAGCACUUGGUACCAGACGUCCUCCUUUUCCACCCCGCCUCGGAGCUCAAGUCCAAGUCAGUGUACUUUAAGGAAACACAAAAACAACAGGAAACCUCGCACGCCCUUCACUACCUCCCAGCUGCUGGCGCUGGAGCGCAAGUUCCGCCAGAAGCAGUACCUCUCCAUCGCCGAGAGAGCCGAGUUCUCCAACUCGCUCAACCUGACGGAGACUCAGGUCAAAAUAUGGUUCCAGAACAGGAGGGCCAAAGCCAAGAGACUGCAGGAGGCCGAGCUGGAAAAGUAUAAACUGGCCUCCAAGCCCAUGCUGCCCGCCUUCGCGCUGCCGCUCCCCCUCGGAGCGCACAUGGGCUCUCCGGCUUGGGGCCCGUCAAACGCCUUCCCGAGGCCCAGUCUGCCGGUCCCAGGACUGUUCAGCGGACCCGUCACUUAUGGGAUGUACUAUUUGUCUUAGUAGUGCUGUGUGUCUGUGUGCGUGUGUGUGGUUUUAAAAAGAAAGAAGAAUGUCUUCUUCCAUGGUGGCAAAACACUUAGAAACGAGGACGAUGCGUUUCCUUCACAUCGGACACCGUUUUAUAAUUCGGAGUGUAGAGAAUUUUUUUCUGACCUCCAGAAUAACAAAACAAACAAUUAAUUUAGCGACACAUAUUGAUGCGUAAUUGUGUGCGUAAUCGGACUGAGCGAGUUCCCUUGCUCUCCUCAUUGUAAGACAGUCCUGCAGGUAGUGGAUCCACGGGCCUAAAUGAUAUACUACAAGAUUAAAUGUCAGGUUUUUUAAACAACAUGCCUUAAAUAUCUCACUCCAGUGCUUCCACGGGGCUCCGCAAUUUGUGAAAGUGGACAUUCAAAGUGUAUCCAGACAUGAAGGCGAGGAUCUGCUGAAGCGGAGGUUUGAAAGCAACAGAAAAGUACUUAAAUGAUGUCAGUGCCUUAAGACCAGUGUAUCACUUGAAGUAUUUCUCCUCAUUAAGCAUCGACUGUUUCUGGUAAAAACUGCUGUUUGAAUGUUGGUAUUUCCUUACAACAUCGCUAAAUUUCUAAAUUUUGUAUGGAGCAAAACAUAUAUUUUAGAAAAACACGUGUAUUAGAUUUUUUUUAACUCUCAAACCGUGGCCUUUAUGGGAGUGAUAAUAGCUUUUCUUUUGAGGAAUUUUGCUGUAAAUGUAAAUAAAAUGUGUAGUGUUCAUAAAAGCCUGCAGCCUCGCUCGAAGAGCUGCGGGAAAUGUGGUAUUUAUUGAAUAUCUUUGUAUCUGUACUGUGUACAUCACUCUAUCCAAAUGUUCAGUUACUUGUAAAAACUGAUUUUAGUAAAUAAACAUUAUACAAGACCUCGAA